GGCAAACAGUUUAAAAAGCCGCUAUGAAAUUUGAUUAGCCAAAUCUCAGCUAGCAUUUCCAUUUUGAUUUCCAUUUCGAUUUCCAUUUCCACAGACAGAUCCACAUCCAUUUCCAUUUCAAUAGGCAGCCAGAUUGCUGCCGUUCUGUUUGACUGACUGACUGAUUGACAAAUUGACUGUCGGUGGCCAUAAAGCAAUUGCAGCGCCUCUUCAGCGUUAGCUGAAUUGAUCGAUUGGCUCAUUAAAAGCCAACACCACGCACACAGCGAACUUUGCACCUGCCGCGCACAAUUUCAUUAUUCUACGGGCCCUUUGACAUCAGCAUCACAUAUGAAACACUCGCUAUGAGAGCUGUUGGGAUUACCGCAUUGCCACACUGAUACUCCCUGCUGGGAGUAGAGUAGUAGAGUAUACAGCAUAGCAUUUCUCUGUGCUCGACUCUGUCAGAAAUAUUAGCAGUACUUGAAACAAUUACAAUCCGAUAAGAGCUAUCUGAGCUGGCGCAACUAAUUGCCGCUCUCGUUCAGCGAUACCCACAAUACAUCAGAGGCCCUGUACGGUUCAGUAAUAUUCAUCUAUAGCGCAAUGCCGACCACGAGCUGCCAAUGGCGCUGCCUGCUGGGCCUGCUCUGCCUGACUUGGCUGUGGACAGCGGGCGAGGCUGGCUUCCUGGAGGACCACUUCCCAGCCAGCGUGUUGGAGGAAGCGGAACUGUCAACGCCUCAGCUAUUGGCCAGGCAUAACUAUCCGGGAGAGCUGCAUGCCGUGACCACCGAGGACAACUACGUGCUGCAGGUGCAUCGCAUCGCCCGACCAGGAGCCAAGCCCGUGCUGCUGAUGCAUGGACUGCUGGACAGUUCAGCAACGUGGAUUAUGAUGGGCCCACACAGCGGGUUGGGCUAUUUCCUCUAUGACGCUGGCUACGAUGUCUGGCUGGCGAAUGCUCGGGGCAAUCGAUACUCGCGUGGCCAUGUCGAGCUGAAUCCCAACACGGACAAGGCGUACUGGAGCUUCUCGUGGCAUGAGAUUGGAUACUACGAUCUGCCCGCCUUAAUUGAUGCUGUGCUAUCUAAAACGGGCUAUCCGAAGCUGAGUUACUUUGGGCAUUCCCAGGGCACCACCUCCUUCUUCGUGAUGGCCUCAACUCGGCCGGAGUAUAAUGCAAAGAUCCAUGUGAUGAGUGCGUUGGCGCCAGUGGCUUUUAUGAGCAAUGUGGAGAGUCCUUUGGUAGCGCUGGGUCACAGAUUGCUGAAAGCCGUGGGAGAAGGGCAGGAGCUACUGCCACACGCGCUUAAUGGCUGUCUGCUGUCGGAGCGUACAUUACAAACUUGCCUGUAUUACAUGUGGAAACUGCUGGGAAAGAAUCCUGCGGAGUUUAAUGAGACUAUGAUACCAGUUAUUAUGCAUCACGUACCGGCCGGGGCUAGUUCCAAUCAGUUCCUCCAUUACCUACAGCUGCAUAAGUCCGAUCGCUUCUGUGCAUACGAUCAUGGUGAGAAGGAGAACCAGCGCAUUUAUGGUCAAGCACAGCCCCCGGAAUAUCUUUUGGAAAAAGUAACAGCUCCUGUCGCUCUCUAUUACACGCAGAAUGAUUAUUUGACUGCUGUGAAGGACGUCAAGCGUCUGAUCAAGCGACUGCCCAAUGUUGUAGAGGAUCACCUGUAUGAGUACAUGAAAUGGAAUCAUAUUGAUAUGGUCUGGGGCAUCAGCGCUAGGCGAAUGGCCCAGCCUCGAAUGCUGGAGGUCUUGCAGACCUAUGAAGCGGGUAAAGCAGCGAAUGGAACAGAUUUGAUUACGACCCAAAGUGUCGAACGGACAACUGAGACCUCAACAAGGGAAACAGUUAAUCCAAUUGAUGAAUAACAUUCAGAAUUAUG
Molecule: messenger RNA, 1877 nt
Organism: Drosophila arizonae
Lineage: Eukaryota; Metazoa; Arthropoda; Insecta; Diptera; Drosophilidae
Product: lipase 1-like
Biological process (GO): lipid metabolic process
Molecular function (GO): hydrolase activity, acting on ester bonds
Source: RefSeq, a predicted model, not a curated record